AUGCCAAGAAACGUAUAUGAGCCCUUGAAGACGUAUGUUCUCAAAGUUAACAUUAACUGCCAAGGAUGCAAGAGAAAAGUGAAGAAGACACUGAGAAAAGUUGAAGGUGUUUACUCUGUUGAUAUAGACACGGAUCAGGAAGCAGUGAUCGUUAGAGGGAACUUAGAUCCAGAGAUUUUGGUCAAGACGUUGAGCAGAAGAGGGAAGCAUGCAGAGAUCUUGUUCUUGAGCCCUAACCACUUUGGUAAUCAUCAUCAAGCCGGUCUUAACCAUGACAACAGAAUCUUGAGGAACGCACAAUACAAUCUCGGAAACAAUCACUUCAACAAUGUCCCAAGUUAUGAAAGGCAGAGUGUUAAUCAUCAGAGUGAAGAAGAGAUGAUGAUGGCGAUGAUGAACAUGAAGCCUGUGAUGAUGAACGAUGCAGAUUACUUUCAGAUGAGUGAUUCAUCUGAAGAUUUCCAAGAGCUAUUUGGCGAAGUACCGAGAAGACACAACUAUGAAGAGGUCAUCAAUCCGAAUCUGACGAGGGAGAUGGAUCUUGGAUAUGCUAAUGCUUACCCUGCUGCAGAAGCAAUGAGCAUGCAGCAGAUUGGAGGAAGAUCAGAUAAUAUGAUGAUGAAUGAGAGAGGUUUUCGAGGUCAGAUGAUGAAUGGUCCAUCUCUUGUUCCUCAGUUUAUGAAUCAAGAACAGUUUGACUCAAGGCAACUUCAUGGCUGUUACUACUGA
Messenger RNA from Microthlaspi erraticum, 729 nucleotides. Lineage: Eukaryota; Viridiplantae; Streptophyta; Magnoliopsida; Brassicales; Brassicaceae. The record is from the annotation of a GenBank genome assembly.